This is a messenger RNA of Ciona intestinalis (vase tunicate), 638 nucleotides long. Lineage: Eukaryota; Metazoa; Chordata; Ascidiacea; Phlebobranchia; Cionidae. The record is from RefSeq.
AGGCCAAGAAAGUCUAAAUGAGGAGAGUAUGCCGCAGGAGAUUUAUAAAGACCUUCAGAACUCAAACAACUUACCGGGGUUCGAAAGUGAAAGUAAGGGCGUUGGUAAUCACGUGACGAAUAUGCCCGAUGCUGAAAUUUUGCAGAAAAUCCUGUAUUUGCUGGAAGAAGAACGCAUGCCAAGUGAAAACGAUCAACGCACAGGAACAGCUGCGGGAAAUGUCGCUACCAGGCAGCUUCAUGUGCCAAGCAUAUUGAAACGGUUCUCAAUGCCUUCGGUGAUAAAAAAGGGCAUGAUGGGCCCUUCCAUUAUUAAGCGAAUAGGUCCAGGACCUUCGUUCGGUGGGCAGCAAGAACAAAAAGUAGUGGAACCAACCACAAGAAACCACCGCAUGAUGCUCGGACCUGGAAUACUGAAGAGAUUCGGAAUGAUUCCGUCCAUCAUUAAAAAGAGGCGCUUCAUGGGCCCGUCCAUCAUAAAACGGGACGGAGCACAGGAACCGACCGACAACUCCUACAACUACUAAUGUUCACGUUCGUUUAAGUUUCAUAUUUCAAGUAGUUGGUGUCAUAAUUGGCGUAAUUGGUUUGUGGAUUUCUCAUCGUUGUCGGUUUUAAUAUAGAACCUGGUUUUGCCGA